Engraulis encrasicolus (European anchovy) is the source of this 4305-nucleotide messenger RNA. Its product is annotated as platelet-derived growth factor receptor beta-like. Gene Ontology annotation, cellular component: signaling receptor complex; plasma membrane. The record is from RefSeq and is a predicted model, not a curated record. Bases 796 to 4305 code for a protein of 1169 amino acids. Gene Ontology annotation, molecular function: platelet-derived growth factor beta-receptor activity; ATP binding; platelet-derived growth factor binding. Gene Ontology annotation, biological process: positive regulation of kinase activity; cell chemotaxis; cell surface receptor protein tyrosine kinase signaling pathway. NCBI's taxonomy places the organism in Eukaryota, Metazoa, Chordata, Actinopteri, Clupeiformes, Engraulidae. The transcript is spliced from 23 exons.
AACAGAUGCAGGCGGUCUCUGCAAGAAAGAGAGAGAGAGAGACAGGGACUGAAGGGAGAGAGAGAGGGGGGAGAGAGAGGAAAAGAGAAAGAGAGAGAGGAAAAGAGAGAGAGGGAGAAAGGAAGGGAGGAAAGGAGAAAGACAGUGAGAGAGAGAGAGGAAAAGAAAGGGAGUGAGUGAGAGAAAGAGAGAGGGUUAGUGAAGGAGAGAGAGAGAGAGACGGAGAAAGACAGACAAGGGAGAAAGAGCAAAAGAGAGAGAGAGGGAGACCUUUUGCAGUCAGAGCUGCAAACCCUGAAAGGAGCCGUAUGUCUGGCUCUCACCAUCAAACUAGGUCAAAGAAAGGCACAUUUCUGGGAGUUAGAGGAGGGCUUGCGCUCUGUUGACACCCGUUCAUCCAUUUGUAAUGUGUUUGUCUUUGUUUCUUUGGUGGACGCGAAUGUGAAUAGCUAUCUUGAUGAGAGAAAAAAAAAGAGGUAACUAGCUGUGUCGUGGAAGGCAAUGUAAACAGGACGGCGGGGUUUAAUCUUUUUUUUUCUUUCUGAGUCCUGAGUGAGACUGCUUUGGAGAAGUGGUGUGGUGUGGUGUGGUGGGAGCCGAAUCUUCCACAGCCUGCCUGCCUGGGAGUUCUUCUGGCGAUUCUGAACCCUGUUGAAGUUUCCAGACGGUUCCUGCAGCCAGCAGGAAGACAUUCAACUCACAGAGAGAGAGUCACAGAGAUCCUUUUUGGUGGCCCUCAAGAGCGGUUUUGAACUUCAUGUUACAGGAUAAUCCAUUAUCCGUCAUCAUUGCACCAUGAGGAGUUGCUGGAACAAGGCGUUUGGGAUUUUGCUAGCAGCGCUCCUCCAGCUCUCUCCAGGUGGCCAGGCUCUGGAGAUCACGCCCAACAGCGGCGAGGUGACCCUGGCUGCCAACUCCUCCCUGACGGUGGUGUGCUCCGGCUGGAGCGACGUGACCUGGAAGACCCCGGACUCUAGCCCGGAGGUGAAGGAGGGGGUGGAGGUGUUUGACCAGGGCACCACCAGCACGCUGGAGCUCAGCAACGUCACCUGGAGCCACACGGGCCUGUAUGUGUGUGAGGAGCCGGACGCCCGAGAGAUCAAGGAGAUCUCCGUGUUUGUGCCAGACCCGGAGGUAUGGUUCGUCAACACCAUGUCGUCGGUGGUGACGAAGGUGGGUGCGGAGGGUACCAUCCCGUGCGUGGUGACGGACCCGCGCAUCAACGUGACGCUGUACGAGAAGGGCCAGCAGACUCCGGUGCAGGGCCACUACCGGCCCAGUGAAGGCUUCACCGCGGCCCUCAACGACAGCUCCUACCUCUGCAAGGGCACCCUGGACGGGGAGGAGAGGGAGUCGCGCGUCUUCUACGUCUUCACCAUUGUUGUUCCAGUUCCACAAAGCAUGGAAGCAUUCAUCAAUGCCUCCAAGACAGUGGUGAAGGAAGGCGAGCCCUUGACCGUCAACUGCACAGUAAAAGGAGCAGAGCUUGUUUCUUUUCAGUGGCAGUACCCCAGAGAGGAGAAAAACCUCGAGCCGGUGACGGACUUCCUGUCCAGACUGUCGGUGCGCUCGUGCCUGAACAUCACCAACGCCACACUGCAGGACUCGGGGAGCUACGUGUGCAGUGUGCAGGACACCGUGGAGGGCCACAUGGCAGAAGACAACAUCACCAUCACCGUCAUCAAGAGAGGCUAUGUGCUCCUGGACACGGGUCCCCAUGUGAGUGUCUCUGUCCAGCUGAACGAGAAUGUGGAGCUGUUCCUGCCGUUCGAGGCCUACCCCACACCCCAGGUGCACUGGACCAAAGACAACCAGACCCUCAGGGGCGAGUCUGUCUCUGUGGACACCAAAAGAGUCAUCGGCUCCACCACCAGGUAUGAGAGUAUACUGACUUUAGUGAGGGUCAGGAUGGAGCAGAAUGGACGCUAUAAAGUCCGGGUUGCCAAUGACGAUGACGCCAAGGAAGUGACAUUCGAGGUGACGGUUAAAGCUCCUCCUCAGAUCACUGAGCUGUCUGACAUCCACAUGGAUAAGGGCCACGGGGUGCUGUGCUCAGCCGAGGGGGUCCCCACCCCCACCAUCCACUGGUACAGCUGCCACGUCUCACAGAGAUGCAGCAAUAAGACGACCCCUUGGAAGUUAUUGGGUAACGACCCAGAGAUGGUGACAAUUCAGACAAACGUGACGGAGGCCAGCCCCGGCAAGAGCGGCGUGCGCAGCGUGGUGACCUUUCAGGACAUGGGUGACAUCACGUCAGUGCGGUGCGAGGCCCGCAACGAGAGAGGCCGCCGCCACUGGGACAUCAAACUAGUCUCCAACUCUCUGACAUCCCAAGUAGCGGUGAUGGCGGCGGUGCUGGCCUUGGUGGUCAUAGCGGUUAUCUUCCUCAUCAUCCUCAUCGCUGUCUGGAGGAAGAAACCUCGCUAUGAGAUCCGCUGGAAGGUGAUUGAGUCUGUGAGCUCGGACGGUCAUGAGUACACGUACAUGGACCCCAUGGCCUUGCCCUAUGACUCCGUGUGGGAGGUGCCUCGUGACAGCCUGGUUUUGGGCCACACACUGGGCUCCGGUGCCUUUGGGCGGGUCGUGGAGGCCACUGCCUACGGCCUGGGCCACUCCCAGACCACCACCAAAGUGGCCGUGAAGAUGCUGAAGUCUACGGCAAGGAGAAGUGAGACUCAGGCCCUGAUCUCUGAACUCAAGAUCAUGAGUCAUCUGGGGCCCCAUCUGAACAUCGUCAACCUGCUGGGGGCCUGCACCAAACGAGGUCCCAUCUACCUCAUCACUGAGUACUGUCGCUAUGGUGAUCUGGUGGACUACCUUCACCGUAACAAGCACACCUUCCUGCAGUACUACACCGACAAGAACCGCCGCGACACCGAGAUGUGCCGUGACAACACAGACAGCACGACCAACACUCAGGGCAAAAGUGAGUCUGAUGGUGGAUACAUGGACAUGACCAAGGAGGACUCCCUGGAGUAUGUGCCGAUGCAAGAGCUCAAUGACAAUGGUGACAAUAUCAAAUACGCCGACAUUGAACCCACCACACUCUAUGAGACACUCUACCAACAAGAGAAUUACCAGGGACAAGGCCAAGAGAGAUGCCUUGCCAUAAGCGACUCCCCUAUUCUCAGCUACACAGACCUGGUGGGCUUUGGAUACCAAGUGGCCAAGGGAAUGGAGUUCCUGGCAUCCAAAAAUUGUGUGCACCGUGACCUCGCUGCCAGGAAUGUGCUCAUCUGCGAGGGGAAGUUGGUGAAGAUCUGCGACUUCGGCCUGGCCAGAGACGUCAUGAACGACUCCAACUACAUCUCCAAAGGCAACACGUUCCUGCCUCUCAAGUGGAUGGCCCCGGAGAGUAUUUUCCAGAACCUGUACACCGCAAUGAGCGACGUCUGGUCCUUCGGCAUCCUGCUGUGGGAAAUUUUCACUUUAGGAGGGACACCCUACCCUGACAUCCCUAUGAAUGAGCAGUUCUACAACGCCUUAAAGAGAGGCUACAGAAUGACCCGACCAACACAUGCCACUGAUGAAAUAUAUGAGAUUAUGAGCAAGUGCUGGAAUGAGAAGUUUGAGAAGAGACCCCCGUUCUCCCUUCUGACACACUCCAUGGGAAACCUGCUAUCUGAUGGAUACAAAAAGAGGUACCACGUGCUGAACGAGAGCUUCCUGAAGAGCGACCACCCUGCCGUGGUGCGCAGUAGACCUGUGCAGCCCGGCGCCAACACAGCCGAUGGAGACAUCGCAAGGCCUGCAGGAGAACACAGCGAGGACGACGAGGCCCAGGUUGGAAAUAACACCUUCAGCGAGUACAUCGUCCCCAUACCCGACAUCAACACCGAUGGGGCUCUUGAACUGGAGGACACGGCCACUCAAAGCACCUCAAGUCCUCAGACCCCUGAGGACAACAUGAGCGCAGCAUCUGUGGGUUUAACGGAGGCCAUCAUUGUAGAGGUGUGUCCAGCCCCAGAGGAGCGAGCAGACCAUCCUGAACGUGAUGACAACAACGACGAUGAUGAUGGUGGUGGUGGUGGUGGUGGUGGUGAUGAUGAAGAUGCACCCCCUAUUUUGGAGGAGCAGCAGCCAGUUCCACCACCUCAACAAGGAGAACCAGAUGAAGUUUCACUUCAAGAUGAAGUUUCACAUCAAGAUGAAGAACGUGCAGAGGAACCCAGCCUUCUAGACGAGCUACGCUUGGAGGACGUGUGCCCUCCUGAUGCUGUAGAGGAGGCUACUGGUGGACCAGAGGAGGAGACGCAGGAGAGGGAGACCUCCUCCACUCCUGAAGUUGAGGAAAGUUUUCUGUAA